GUCCAUUCCACUCAAUGCAGCAAAUCCUGAUGUACUGUUUAAAGGCGCUUCGCGUUUUGUAUUUGGUUUGUACCGCCGCGCUAGCCGUAGUUGUUUUGGAACAUGUGGAUGACCAAGUGUGCAGCGCUGUGAGUGAGAUAACAGCAAUAAACUACAUUAACAAGCCGGGUAUUAGAGACUACGUAACGGUUGGGUAGUUGGGGCGAUGAUGGCCGACCACCCGGCUGAGGCGCCCUCCGUGGCGAGGGACGCGGUGUUGAAGGAGAGCAUCGCUCUGCCGGAGGACAUGCCUCAGAUCAGAGGCUAUGACUUCAACCGAGGCGUGGACCACAGAGCCCUGCUGCAGUCCUUCCUCAGCACGGGCUUCCAGGCCAGCAACUUCGGCCUGGCCGUGCAGGAGAUCAACAAGAUGAUUGAGAAGAGACUGGAGCCGGUGCAGGAGGGCUGUGAUUCACAUACAUCUGCUUCAGGAUGCACCAUUUUCUUGGGCUACACAUCCAACCUGAUCAGCUCCGGUGUGCGAGAGAGCAUUCGCUACCUCGCACAGCACAGAAUGGUAGAUGUGAUAGUGACCACAGCAGGAGGGAUUGAGGAAGACUUUAUCAAAUGUUUAGCACCCACUUACCUCGGCGAGUUCAGCCUAAAAGGCAAAGAGCUACGACAGCAAGGCAUUAACAGAAUAGGUAAUCUCUUGGUACCAAAUGAUAAUUACUGUAAGUUUGAAGACUGGCUGAUGCCUAUUCUGGACCAAAUGGUGCUGGAACAAAAAACAGAGGGCACACACUGGACACCCUCCAAAAUGAUCCACAGACUAGGCAAAGAAAUUAACAACCCAGACUCGGUGUACUACUGGGCUUAUAAGAAUGACAUCCCAGUGUUUAGUCCCGCCCUCACUGACGGCUCAUUGGGUGAUAUGAUCUAUUUCCACUCAUAUAAGAACCCUGGCCUGGUGCUUGACAUUGUGGAGGAUAUUCGGCGUCUGAACAGCAAGGCAGUGUUUGCCGAGACCACAGGGAUGAUCAUUCUCGGAGGAGGCCUCGUCAAACAUCACAUCGCCAACGCUAAUCUCAUGAGGAACGGAGCAGAUUUUGCGGUGUUUGUCAACACUGGUCAGGAGUUUGACGGCUCAGAUUCCGGCGCUCGGCCAGAUGAAGCCAUUUCUUGGGGAAAGAUCCGCAUGGACGCCACACCUGUGAAGGUCUACGCUGAUGCUUCUAUAGUCUUUCCACUUUUAGUGGCUGAAACGUUUGCACACAACGCCAGCAGGUUGAUCAAGGAAAAGAAGAGCGAUUGAUGCUUUUCUCUUGUGAAACCUAUUUAAACAUUUCACCUCUCCUCACUGUCUUCCUGUUUGCUUGUUUUUCAGUGCAGAUGCUUUAAAUGCUCUAUUUAAAUUUAUGAAAUCAUAUAUAAUUAUCUAUUUAAACAUCUUAGUUUCUUAUGAUCUUUGUGUGCUUUUGUCUGGCAAAAUAUGUUCAGAAACAACUUUAUUAGAUUGAAGUUGCAUUCAAUUAUUUAUUAAUAUAUAUAUAGGUAUUAUAUUUUCAUUUUGUACCUCUUUGAGAUGGUACAAUGUGUAUUUUAUUGCAUUGCAUCCUUCAGUGUUAAUGCACAACAGCUUGUGCGCUGUUUGUGUAUUUUAUUUUAUCUGGAUAUUUGUAACUUACAUUAUUAUGCUUAAAUUGCAUGGACAAUAAAUGAAUCAUCAACACCUA
This is a messenger RNA of Sinocyclocheilus grahami, 1715 nucleotides long. RefSeq names its product deoxyhypusine synthase. Gene Ontology annotation, molecular function: deoxyhypusine synthase activity. Gene Ontology annotation, biological process: peptidyl-hypusine biosynthetic process. The record is from RefSeq and is a predicted model, not a curated record. NCBI's taxonomy places the organism in Eukaryota, Metazoa, Chordata, Actinopteri, Cypriniformes, Cyprinidae. Bases 206 to 1294 code for a protein of 362 amino acids. The transcript is spliced from 10 exons. Gene Ontology annotation, cellular component: cytoplasm.